AUGUGCCCUUUUUCCAGCCCGCAAAGGAGCCGCAGUGCUACCGACCCUUUCUCCGACCUUCUCGAUGCUACUCCCGAAUCCCGAAAGCAGACUCAGCUGUCUGCACUUCGCGCUACACAUUCCAAACGGGAAGCGGCAGCCGCCCGACUCGAAGAGUUUUCCUCUUUCAACAGUGGUGCUGCUGUUAUUGGUGACAAAUUCGAGAGCCGCGUAUGGUCAGUCGAACCCCCCGUCCGCAUCGGAGAGGCUCCGAAAGGAACAUGA
Molecule: messenger RNA, 264 nt
Organism: Colletotrichum paranaense
Lineage: Eukaryota; Fungi; Ascomycota; Sordariomycetes; Glomerellales; Glomerellaceae
Exons: 2
Coding region: 1-264 (87 amino acids)
Source: RefSeq, a predicted model, not a curated record